UGAAGUACUCUUCAAGGAACUGUCGCCAUUUGGAAUGGUAUCACCACUACCAGCAAUUAGCCCGGAGCCACCUGCACUGCUGUUAAUUGGACAAGUCCAGGAGUCCCCAGUACCAGGACCCUGGAAUCCACAGGCGGGCCCGCUGGAGCUGAACUGUGGUGAGGCUGACAAAUCUCUAACCUUUCCGGACCCCGGACGCGCAAUACCACAGCCUGACUGGAGCUGUCCACUGGAGUGUGGACUGGACCUGUACACAGAGGAAGUGUGGGAUUCCACGAGCUUGGAACAAUCAUCUGACUCCAACAGAGACAGGAAUACCCUGCAUGGUCAUAACUUACCGAACGACUGUGAACAUCUGGAGGUUCCACAGAAAACAUCCUCAGAAGAGCUACCCAGUGUUGGUACAGAGUCUGUGACUAUCCAGAUGCCCUAUCUAGUAUGGGCAUCCCCAAGUUCAAACAAGUUGCCUCUGAAACCUAGGGACAACCAGCAAAAGCCUAACACAACAAAUUCUUGUUACCCUCAGUAUGGGCAACAGUUUGUCAGUAACAAACUACUUCCUUGUAACCCUCAAACAGGAGAGCUAGGUUACAAUUGUCACAUAUGUGGGAAAGGGUUCCUUCACUGGGCAGACCUUGAUGCACACCAGUAUAGUCACACAAACGAGAGACCCUUCCAGUUCGCCCAGUGCAGCAUGCAAUUCACUCAGCUGUCUCACCUUAUAGAGCAUGAGAGAAAACAUCUUCAAAUACAAUCCUAUCAAUGCCCUGUGUGUAGGCAGAACUUUACACUUUUGUCCAGCCUGACAGAGCACAGGAAAAUUCACAGUGAGGGAAAGAAGCAUCAGUGCCUGACCUGUGGAAACUUCUUUAAUCGGAGGUCAUCUCUCCUGCAGCACCAGAGAACACACACUGGAGAGAGACCAUAUAUCUGUGAAUAUUGUCAGAAAAGCUAUAGGUACAGGUCAAACCUGAUGAUACAUAGAAGAAACCACACAGGGGAGAAGCCGUACAAGUGUAGCCUCUGUUCCAAAGGCUUCAUAAAAAAAACAGAACUUACUUCCCACCAAGCUGCUCACUUUCGGGAAGAAUUUCUUGGUAAUAAUACAUCCAGGGAAAAGGAUACUACAGGAAGUGAGAAAUCAUAAGAGCCUGCUCUGCAGGAGUGCACUGUCCUUCAAGGGCAGUUUCACUUGCUCUCAUUUCCAUCAAGAGCUUUUGCAAUUUGGCUACAUGUAAAACCCACCCGCCAAGACAUAUAAACUCUAGAGUACUCACCUACUAGUGCCACUGUUCUUGAUUUCAUUUUCUCGGCUGGCCUUGGCAAAACUUGUUUAAGCAUUGCAGUGAAAGUUCUUUUUGUCACCAGCCAGGCAGCCACAAUGUAGGGACAAUUGAGAGCCAUAUAAAUGGAGACAUACAUAGACAUUCCCAAUUGCUCUGUCGCUAUGCAUCAUUUUCACCAAUAAAGACCUGGCCUGUGACGGAAAUGCACCGGCUCACCUUGCUUCAGUCUCAUGAGCUCCUUUGAGCAACACGGAAAUGCUUCCUGAACAUUAGUGACCACAAAGUUGCUUGACCCCUGCCCCAGCACCCAACAGCACCACCUGCUUCUGUGUGGUUGUGGCUCUUUACUUGGGCAUCAUUUCACCUUUUUUAACGGGGUCCACUUUUGACAUGCAGACAAUUUAAGAGACAGAAGGUCAACUCACAGGUACCAAGAAGAACAGCAGAAGGUAUCCAUCACAUACGUACUGUGACCCUUAAAUGAAAUACAUUAGCAUGUGGGCCGGCUUCCAAUAUAUAGUCGCACAGUGUAACUUGUUUUCUUUGUUGAUAGAAAUGAAAGCAUAUGACAGUGAGUUUUACUUUAUGUCUAGUUUUGGUCACCCUCCAUCAAUUUGAGGUAAUUUUCUUAUUGAUGAGCUUAUUGUCCCUCAUGUUUUGUUUUAUUAUCACCGUUGGCGUUUUC
This is a messenger RNA of Fukomys damarensis (Damara mole-rat), 1971 nucleotides long. Its product is annotated as gastrula zinc finger protein XlCGF52.1. The transcript has 3 exons. The record is from RefSeq and is a predicted model, not a curated record. The coding region runs from base 35 to 1147 and encodes 370 amino acids. Lineage: Eukaryota; Metazoa; Chordata; Mammalia; Rodentia; Bathyergidae.